Messenger RNA from Medioppia subpectinata, 944 nucleotides. NCBI's taxonomy places the organism in Eukaryota, Metazoa, Arthropoda, Arachnida, Sarcoptiformes, Oppiidae. The record is from the annotation of a GenBank genome assembly.
UAAAUCAAUCAAGAUUGUUUAUGGCCAGCUCCAGUAGUUCUAGAAGUGAAACCGAAAAUGGCAUUCAAAUUACAAGUGAUGGAAAUUAUAAAACCCAAUUCAUUGAGAUGUCAGCCAUAGGUUCGGGUGGUUUUGGGACUGUAUUUAAAGUAAAGCAUAAAUUGGAUGAUAAGAUAUAUGCCGUUAAAAGACAUAAAUUGGAUGAUAAGAUAUAUGCCGUUAAAAGAGUACAAUUUGGGGAAAAUAAAGAUAAAUAUCUGAAAGAAGUGAAAUGUUUGGCAAAACUUAAUUCAGAAUAUGUCGUUCAGUAUUACAACUCAUGGCUCGACGGCAACACCAAUGAGUUGUACAUUCAGAUGGAGUAUUGCCCGCAAAAUCUGCGCUCAGUAUUGGACGAUAAAUCGCUAACAUUUAUAAAGAAAUCAUCGGUAGAAUCGAUGAAUCCAUUCGAGUAUUACAUUUCAUGUGAAAUAUUCAAACAAAUCCUAGAAAGUGUUCAGUAUUUGCAUGAAUCCAACCCUCCAGUUAUUCAUCGGGAUCUCAAACCCGAUAAUAUAUUAAUUGAUCCCAACAUUAGAUCCAAUCGUAUCAUAAAACUGUGUGACUUUGGUUUGGCCACCGAACACAACAUCAAUGGACACAAUACCAGCCGAUAUGGCCACACAUCAGGUGUGGGCACCAUUGCAUAUAUGGCACCCGAAGUGCUUUCAGGCGGUGUUUAUAACCACUUAUCAGACAUUUAUAGUCUGUCUAUAAUCGGCCAGAAAUUGCUUGGUAUUGAUCUUCUUGCCUCUCAAACAUUUGAAGCCAAAGACUCAGUGAUUAAGAAACCGAUACAUUGUUUGUAUAAAAUACUGGAGAAAAUGAUGUCAACUCCGCGAUGGAGACAACGGCCUGAGUGUCGGGAAGUGUUGGCCACACAUAACGAGUGUGGCUUGAGUGUG